Molecule: messenger RNA, 1659 nt
Organism: Aplysia californica (California sea hare)
Lineage: Eukaryota; Metazoa; Mollusca; Gastropoda; Aplysiida; Aplysiidae
Product: protein MIS12 homolog
Exons: 7
Coding region: 88-726 (212 amino acids)
Biological process (GO): mitotic cell cycle; kinetochore assembly; protein localization to kinetochore
Cellular component (GO): chromosome, centromeric region; nucleus
Source: RefSeq, a predicted model, not a curated record
CCGACCCCGACCUGGUAAAGGCGCACAGUUUGAUUUACAUUGGUGACCAACAGUGUUUCAAUUUCAUCUAUCAGAAGAGACUGGAAGAUGGAAGUUCGCUCAGAGGAGUCAGCCCCGAGUGAGUCUCAACCUGAGAGUGAAAGUGAGCCCUUGACGUCAGAGAACGGUGUUUUGUACCAGUAUGAAACACAACACUUUGGCUUUACACCCAUCACACUUCUGAAUGGAAUGUACAACUCUGUGUGUGAUCUGUACAGGGAGGCCUUGAAGGCAUUUUGUAGAACAUGCUCUGAAAAGUACCCCGAUGCAGUGACGGAGAAGGAACUGCGGUCAGCUCGGCACGCUGUCGGACAGAAGAUUGACAAAGAUGUAUCUCGCAUAUUUGAUGUGCUUGAGCACUUCUUGCUGAAGAACAUUUUCACGAUCCCCGACGACGUGGUCCUCCCAGAGGACCGGUGCCAGACAGAGGAGCGGGCGGCAGACAAUGGGAUGGAGGAGAAGAAACGGGAGCUCAAGCAAAAGAUUGUGGCUGUGAAGAUUGCCAACGCUCAGUUAAGUAAACACAUUGAGGACUCUCAGGCUCUCCAGACUGCAUUGGAUGAACUUUCAGAGAAAAUGUCGUCAGAGGGAAAGCUUUCUGGAAUGAGCGCUGGAGACAUGAAGGAUUACCUCUCCUACUACAGUGAUUUGUUGAGUCGCGCCGUUUCUGACAGGAAGGGGACCUGAUCUGGCACAAGUCAUCUGUGUUGCUGUUGUUGUUAUGUCGUUGUUAUCGAUCCAGAUCAGUGUCGCUAAAUCUUGUAGUCUUUUGUAAAUAAUUCUUUUUCUUCUUCAGUGAAAUAGUGUCAUCAUCAUCAUCGUUGCGUUUCUCACCCUGCACCAGGAUAUAGGCCACGGACAAACCCUUUCCACCACUCUCUAUCCUGGACUAGCCUCUUGAUGUUAUUCCAUGUCUUCCCACAUUUCUGUACAUCAAUUCUGUGAUUCUUCUCCAGGUUCCACGCAGCCUUCCCCUUGAUCUUUUACCCCUUGGAUUCCAAUCCAACACUCUCUUUGCUAUGCAGCUGUCUGACUUCCAAAUCCAUCACCACCGCCUUCUUCCUACCUGAUCUCUGACUGGUAUCUGUCUUAUUUUCCUUAACACUUCCUCAUUGGUGACCCUGUCUAUCAAUCUGAUCCUCUGUAACUUCCUUAGACAUUUGUUCAAGAAAACCUGGAAAUAGUGUACGGAGAUGUAGAAAGAGAGAAGCAAGCACUUUGAUUGAGGAACCAUUGAUUCUUUCUCUUUACACUCACACAAGGACACAAUCAGAACAAUAUGUCGCUAUCAUUAUCGAUUUUUAAAAUGCUUGCAUUAGCCACAUCUUUCUUAUAACAAACACUCAGAUUCAAUGAAAUCUAAGGUUGUGCUCAAUUACUUUGUUUUAUAUGUGUGUGUGUGUGCCACGACACAUUGGAAUCAGAUGCUCGCCAAUUAUGGGGCAUGUGGAGUUAUUAGUAUCAUCUGAAAGCUGAUUUAUUUGCCUUGCUUCCAAUGUAUUAAAUAUCCAUCUAUCUUGGAUCAGACAUUUGCGAUAUGAAGGAUGUGAGGUCACCUGGUUUCAGUGGUGAAAUUAGCAUGAAAAUGGCUGCCAAAGUUUGGUAACUCCAAACAUAAAA